Gavialis gangeticus (Gharial) is the source of this 2661-nucleotide messenger RNA. RefSeq names its product golgin, RAB6 interacting (gene GORAB). The transcript has 5 exons. Gene Ontology annotation, biological process: non-motile cilium assembly. Lineage: Eukaryota; Metazoa; Chordata; Crocodylia; Gavialidae. The record is from RefSeq and is a predicted model, not a curated record. The coding region runs from base 40 to 1125 and encodes 361 amino acids.
CUGGACGUGGCAGCGGAAGGCGGAAGCGGCGGCGGCGCCAUGGCGGGGGGAUGGGCUGGCUUCUCCGACCAGGAGCUGCGGAGGCUGCGGGGGCAGCGCGCAGAUCCUGCCGACCCUCGCGACCCCCCGCGCCGGCCCCCGUCGGCCGGCAAGAGCCGCAAGCAGCUGCAGCGAGAGCGAGCGCUUCAGCAGCAAAUCCAGGGGCCAGGGCUGCCGCCCUGCGCGCCCCCCGAGCAGCUGCUGUCCGUGCCCGGGCGCCGGCCGCGUCCUCCUCCCGGGGGUCCCUGCCCACCGGCAGAGCCAGGGCAGCAAGAUGCCGGGCACCCGCACAAGGACCUGGACCUGGACAGCCCUAACGGCACAGAAGACGCCCCGAGCCUCUCUGCAAAGCUGCCGGAGAAAAAGAAAGUGGAAUUGCAGGAGAAAUCUCGAUGGGAAGUCCUGCAGCAGGAACAGCGGUUGAUGGAAGAGAAGAAUAAACGCAAAAAGGCACUCCUGGCCAAAGCCAUUGCUGAGAGAUCAAAACGAACUCAGGCAGAAACAGUGAAACUAAAACGGAUCCAAAAGGAGCUACAAGCUCUGGAUGACAUGGUAUCUGCUGACAUUGGGAUCCUGAGGAACCGAAUAGAUCAGGCCAGUGUGGACUAUUCAUAUGCUCGGAAGCGAUAUGACAAGGCAGAGUCGGAAUAUGUAGCAGCAAAGCUGGAUCUCCAACGCAAGACUGAGAUCAAGGAGCACCUCACUGAGCACCUUUGCACUAUCAUACAGCAGAAUGAACUCCGUAAGGCCAAGAAACUGGAGGAGUUAAUGAAGCAGCUUGAGGUGGAGGCAGACGAAGAAAAUCUGGAACUUGAGAUAGAGGUAGAACGGAUGCUGCAACAGCAGGAAACAGAAGCAGUGAGACAGACUGCCCAAGUACAAAGUCCGUCUCAGACUGGUGUAGAAAAUGCAGCUCCACAUGCUACAGCAAAGGAGAAUGAGUGCAUGGACCAUGAAGCUUCUGGGAUAGAACAGUUAACAGUACAGCCUGGAAAUUCCUGUAACAACUCCUUUUCAGAUAUGGACAAUCAAAACCAAACAGUGAACACUACCCAAGACAACUCUCCAGCUUGCACUGAUACAUGACUAUUGUAUUCACAUAGGGUAGCCUGUGAUGGAUGGUAUACCUUACUGCAUACUUGCAUGCAGUAGGUUAUCCUUAUGAUUCUGUGGUUUCAGUAGUGUGCAGUCCUCUUAAGUUGUCUUCCUUUGUGUAUGUCAUUAUUAUUAUUAUUGUACAUAUGUUGAUGUAUGAUUAUUUGUAGUGGUCUUUUGUCAGUAUCCUUCACUUGUGGUUGCUAUUUGUCCGAAUCAUUUCUUGUUCAUUAGGCCUGUUUUCCCCAAAUAUCUUUACUGAUGCCGGACUAAUCAUGGUGCUGUGGGGAAAUGUGGUUUAUAAAAAGGGAGUACUACGACAUUCAUAAACAUUGUGCAGAGAAGUUGUAUACCUACUUGAGAAGCUGUUGGGUCAGAUUAGGUUUUAUUGCAGAUUAUGCUCUUUUUCCCUUUGUGGCAAUAUGAUACUUCUUUUCUUUCAAUGUGUCAACAAAUUGCUUUGACUGUUUUCAACCACUUUGAAACCUAGUUAGGUCCUGAACAUCAGUCACCUUCUUUUUGAUAUCAUAGGUGGUAAUCUUACAAAUUGGUGUAAAACUGGGUAUUGGAAUGUUAUUGAAAAUGGCAAAGCUGUCUCUCUAAUAUUUUUAUUGUAACUAUCAUUUUAAAAAAAAGUAAUUAUAGUAAAAUUCUCAACAUCUGGCUUUGUGGGACCUAUUUAUGAAAUUACAGCAUCAGUUAUAACUUUGCGCAACUUAGUAGAUGGUAGAAUAAAUGAAAGUCAUUAUAGAAAGAAACACUACACUAGUGGGGCUGAUGCUGUUCUAAGUAGUUUUUUAAUUACCAUUACCAUGAUAGCUGCCUUAAAUUCACAGAAAGCAAAUGGGCAUUGAUACAACACUUUCUGUAAUACAAAUGCGUUCUGUAAUGUUCAGUAGACUAAAGCUAAAGUAUUUUCUUGCAGUAAGAAUGUGUUGUGAGCCUUUCAAUAUCUGGCUAAUUUGCCUUGUUGGUUUUGGAGGAAUUUAAAAAAAAAAUAUACCAGGUGAGGAAAUACACAGGAAUAGGAGGACCUCUCCAAGCAUCGAGUGCCUGUACAUGUGCUCUGAUGUGUUCUGAUUAGAACAUGUCAGACGAGACUCAAUUAAUAGCAUCUGCUGGAGCGUUCUAAUUAGAAAGCUGCAGCAUGCCACAGUGUCUCACAUAUUCACUGUCCCGUGCUUCAAAAUGGUGGGACACUGAAUAAACAAGCUGCUGUGGUGUUUUAUUUGCAACUGGUCCUGGGAGCCGCUCUAAUUAAAAUGCCCCCACCACCCAGAAGCACAUGGGUAGGCACCCAUUGUGCUUUGCAAAUCCAAUGACAGUUCUCAGAGCUGCAUGUUUUGUGGCAAAGGACAGCCUUUCAUUAUGGAAUUGUGUGUUUCUCUAACGUGAUACAUCUGGCACACUUCAUCGAUAGAUCACUGGGAUAAUGUCACACAAUACAUACAUGGACCAGUUGUUUCUGACUUUUAAUGAUUGAAAACUGUCACUUCAUUUUAUUAAAAAAAUAAAUCAGUGCAUCUU